UGAAAGUAUACCUCCACUAAGAUAUCUGCAUUGUAAGCUCCGUCAAGUCGACAACGAUGUCCUCCAUCUUCGUCUUCCGACUUCUUAUGAUGGUCCUUCAUGCAUAAUAAACCUCCGACAAUCACUGGGUAUCCAAUUCGACGCAGACCCUGCUACACAAUCAACCAAGGAAUAAGGAAACAAUCAAAUAACGAAAUAAGAUAUCGGCCCGGAGCACACACACUCUCAUCCAGAUCAAUACCCGCCGAGUUAUCGCCAAUGACCACGAACGGCAUUCCUAGUACCGACCUCGCCGUUGACGCGCCUCUCCCGCUCCCAGCCCAGAGCGUCGAUAUACCUGGCGUCACCUCCAUCCCUCGCCUCAUCUACGGCACCGCAUGGAAAGCCGACCGCACAGCCCGACUAGUCACCGACGCCCUAUCCGCCGGCUUCCGCGCCAUCGACACGGCCGCCCAGCCCAGCCACUACCGCGAAGACCUCGUCGGCGCCGGCCUCCGCGCCUACCUCUCCUCCCCCGGUUGCCCCGUGACCCGCUCCUCCCUCUACAUCCAAACCAAGUUCACUCCAACUCAGCUCUGGUCGCCCAAUCUCCCCACCCCCCUUCCCUACGACCCUUCGGCUCCUAUUGAGGCCCAGAUCCGCUCGUCCCUGUUUUCUUCACUUGCCCACCUCUCCCAUCUCCCCAGUACAGAACACGCAAACCAACAACCUCAAGGGGCACACGGCGCCGGGGAAGGAGCACAGGACGCUCCGUACCUCGACGCCCUGAUCCUCCACACCCCCCUUGCCACCCACGCCGAAACCCUCCGGGCCUGGCGCGUGAUGGAACAGUUCGCCCCCCACCCCGUCCGCCGCCUCGGCAUCUCAAACGUCUUCCGCCUAGAAGACAUAGACCACCUUGUCACCAACGCAACCAUCAAGCCCUCCUUCGUCCAGAACCGCUUCUACCCGGACACGAGCCACGACCGCGGCAUCCGUGCCCUCUGCCGCCACCACGGGAUCAUCUACCAGUCCUUCUGGACCCUCACCGCCAACGCGCGCCUGCUCCGCUCUGCCCCCGUCGACUGCGUCGCCAGCGCAGCCGCCGUCCCCGUCGAGGUCGCCCUGUACGCCUUCGUCCUCGCCCUGGGCCACAACUGCGUCCUGGACGGCACUUCUAGACGCGACCAUAUGCGCGCCGACCUCGACGGAUUGCGCUCGGUAGCUGCCUGGUCUGCGACCGAGGAAGGGCGAGCACCGUGGCGCGAGCACUUGGCGGCUUUCCGCGGCAUCAUUGAUGACAUGUUUUGACCGGACUGUAUUUGUAAUGUGAGGAGGCUAGAGUGGUAGCUGCGCGAAAGGCGAUGUUUGCCUGAAUAACUGACGCGAUGUGCAAGGACAUUAAUUAUUCCUAUUAAUUUCAAGAUCACGGAGUAGAAGAACGACGCAUGUCAGACGUAAAACGCCAGGU
This is a messenger RNA of Sodiomyces alkalinus F11, 1450 nucleotides long. RefSeq names its product Aldo/keto reductase. Gene Ontology annotation, cellular component: cytosol. NCBI's taxonomy places the organism in Eukaryota, Fungi, Ascomycota, Sordariomycetes, Glomerellales, Plectosphaerellaceae. Gene Ontology annotation, molecular function: aldose reductase (NADPH) activity. The record is from RefSeq and is a predicted model, not a curated record. The coding region runs from base 259 to 1290 and encodes 343 amino acids. The transcript has a single exon.